AUCACUUCAGUUCCGACCAGCGACGCGUUCGGACGUGUGUGCGCCGUAUUUGUCUUCGUGCGUGUUUUUGCCCUCUUUCCUCUCCCCUCGUUCGGUGUGUGUUCGGUCUCGUCCGUCGGUCAUUUUUUCACGGAUUUCGAUCGCGCGUGUGUGUGACACUUUUCACGCGUGCAUUUCCGCCGGUGAAAAUGUAGCACUGCCGCACUGUAAUUUUUUUUUUUGUGUGGUCGAAAAUCUGCGCGUUCCGAUUUUUGUGGUCGUGAAAAAGUGUGGAAGGGAAACGAAGCGAAAGGCGCAACGAAGAAGCGAAAGAAGAAAGAUUCGUAAAAAAAACGGGAAGAAAAUUUUGCAUGAGUGAUUCAGUGUGUGCGUGUGAGUGAGCGAGAAGGAAUACACACACGCACACGGGACGGGGUCGGAGUGUGUGCGCGCAGGGCAGAUAGAGAGAGAAGGGGAGUGGAGUGUGCGACGAAGAAAGGAAGAAACAGAAGAAUCAGGCAAAAUGUCAACAUCGGAAAGCCGAGUGGAAUGGGUGGAAAUCAUCGAACCUCGCACCAAGGAGCACAUGUACGCCAACCUGACGACCGGCGAGUGCGUCUGGGAUCCACCGGAGGGUGUCGUCAUCAAGCGGACGGACGCGUCCCAGUGGUGGGAACUGUUCGACACCAACACCUGCCGGUUCUACUACUACAACGUGGCCUCGCAGAAGACGGUCUGGCACCGGCCGCAGAACUGUGAUAUAAUCCCGCUGGCGAAGCUGCAAACCCUGAAGCAGAACACCGACCCGGGCGAGCGAAAGGAUGGCGGAACGUUGCCGCACCAUCACACCAGCACCAGUUCCCGACACCACGGCGGAAGUUCCGGCACGGUGGGCAAAUCCUGCGGCCACCGGACUGCGACGGGCGUCAUGGACUACCGGGAUCGGGACCACCAUCGAAGUUCCAGCUCCGGCCACCGCAGCAGUAGUGGCAGCCACGACAAACGCAGCAACAGCGAUCUGCUGGCGAGUCCCCAGGGACGGCACAGCUUACAGCACAGACUGCCACCCAAAGCUACCGAGGCGGGACUGUUCUCGAUAGGCCGCACCGGCACCGCCGAAUCUCAUAAACUUUGCAGGCACGUCCACCCCCCGGGGAACAACGUCGUGACGCCGACCGCGUUGACAGGUUCCUCGACCGGAACCGGAACGUCAUCCCGCAGCAGUCACCGGUAUCUGGACUCGGGUAAGUCCAGCGACAGCAGUUUGUCCAGUGCCCACGGGUUCCACCAUCGGCGCAUGCCGGACGGUGGAAGUUUGCGGAUCGGCACCGGAACUCACGGGAAGAAGCACUCCGGUGGCGGAGCGGAGAACUGCUAUCGGAUGCUGCAGGAGAGUUCGAGCUCGCACAACAUUCCACACUCGGUUCCGUCGUCGUCCACGGAGAAGCUGGUCGCUGGGCUGGUGCACCACUCGCCGCUGCCUCCGCCCCACCAGAUGCUAUCCUACUCGAUGUCCAACUCGUCGGAUCUGGCGGCGGGCGCCGGCGGUAAUCUGUCCUCUCCGUCGCACUCGAUGAGCACGCCCCAGUUCAAGAAGAAGUUCAUGCACGACGGCAGCAGCGGUCUCGGCUCCAAGUCGGGUAGCUCCGUCGGACUCAAGGACGGUGGACUGGUGUCAAAGCACGAAAGCUUUGAUUACUCCGGAAAUCCUUCCUCUCAGAUCUCACUGACCCGCUCGGGUAGCUUCCUGUCGUCGGCCGGCAUCACUUCGGCGGGACCGAUGGCCGGAACGCCCGUUUCCGGACGGCCAUAUCACCAUCACCAGUCCGGAAGUGGAGGAGGUGGCGGCGGCCUGCCACCCCAGCAGCAUGGUUCCUCAUCCCAUCGGAAGGGUAGCUUCGACGGGAACAACGGUGGCGCGGCCAGCGACGAUUCGAUGCACGAAAAGUACUUCAAGUCCGUGGAGAACACGCCAAUCAGCCGGAGGCGUCACACGACCACUUCCUCGUCCAAAGCGUCCUCCGUGCCACCACCCCAACAGAAGCACUCGAGCGACUCUAGUCCCCAGAGUCCGAUUAGUCCGCAACAGCAGCAGCAGCAGAAAAUCCAGCGGCCAUCGGCCCUCGCCGUGGAGCUGUCUCCCGGCGGCGCAGUCGGAUACAACAAAUCUAGUCACAAAAGUAACGAUUCCGAACUGUUCAACCUGGACCUUACCAGCAAGCCGGAAAAGUACUUGGAUAAGAUGAAGAUCGACCGGGGCAAGGUUUCGCCCAGCUCAAUCUCCAUGGGGGGAAAUUCCGCGACCGGCCAAAGUCUCCAGAAGCAAUCCUCCUCCAGCGGAAAGCUCUCUUCUAGUCAAACCGAGAUGGCAGCACAAAAGAUGGCGGCGGCGGCGGCUGCAGCCAGCAGCAAGGACCAGUUCUCGCUAAACAAACCAAACCUGGAACGGCACAACCAGCAAAAGCAGCAGCAGCAAACGCUGGAGAAGAAAUCCGGCUCCGGAUCGACCCACACGGUCGCGUCCAACAACUCGUCUUCGCACAAGCAACAGUCACUGCAGCAACAGCACGAUAAGAAAAAGAGCCGGAACAACCACAACAAUCAGGGGACCGGGUUCGACUUCGACUACGACAACGGGAACACGUCCCCGCUUUACUGCAACUGGGAUAAGGAAAAGCUCGAGCACCUGCUCCCGCUGCAGCACUACAUCCUGGAGCAGGCCAAACUGUCCGGCUGCUACGGCGGCUUUGGGGACGCGUUCCGCGACUCGGACUCGUUCCACUCGGACAGCCAGUCGGAGCACUCGUUCUCGGGCCACGAGCCGGACAACGAGGACUCGGACCACUCGGACGGACACGGGGACUACCUGUCGCACUACCCGUACGAGGAGUACGGCGUGUUCCGGAAGGACAUGGACGGGGGCGGGGUGUCGUACUACAACUUUGACUUUAACUUUGGCGACCGCGAGGAAAAGGAGGACAUUUCGGAGGAGGUAACGGCCAAGCUGGAGAGUAUUCAGGACCAGAUCUACAGUCCGGUCAAGAAUCAUCCGCCGCUGCACAAGUACUCGCCGUUUCACGCGGCCAAACAGAGUUUGGAGAGUUCCGGGUUUGGGUCGGAUUCGGUAGAUCGGGGUGCGUCGGCGGACAGUAGCCAGGCGAGUUCCGGGCAGCCGCAGCAGCAGAAGCCAUCGGCUGUCAACAAGGCCACCCUGUUGCAGCGGUUCCAGGAGAACCUGAUGGCGCACAGUCCGGGAAGUAUGGGGGUUGUGGGUGGGAACGGGAAGAUUGCCGAGAUGGCUCUGCUGAAGGAGUGUGAUAUUGAGAAGUUUGCACAGGACAACCUGAACCUGCAUUCGAAGGGUAUCUUCCGGAAGAAGUCGUCCAUCCAGGAUAUGUUGAGUUGGACGCCGAACGCCAUCAGUCGACCGAUGCUUUCGCUGGCGAGAGACAAGGCCGGUAAGAAGAUGGCCACGGAGUUGUUCAAGCUGGUUCAGAUCUACAUGGGUGAUCGGAAGGCCCGGGUCGGGAUGAGUUUGAACUCGGUGGCCAUCGAUAUCAUUACGAUGGCCAUGGGACAGGCUCAGUUACGGGACGAGCUGUACAUUCAGAUGUGUCGCCAGACGACGGAGAAUCCCAGUCGAGACUCGUUGAUUCGCGGCUGGGAACUGAUGGCCAUUUGUUUGUCGUUCGUGCCACCGUCUCCGACAUUCCAGCCGGCCCUGCUCGGGUAUAUUAACCGACACCGUGAUCCGUCGUUCGCGACCAGCUUCCCGGAGGUGGGCAAGUGGCCGAUUCACGUGCAAAUUUCGCACUACGCCACGAUCGCGUGCCGACGGCUGGACCGGAUCGGCAGUUCCGGCCGGAAACAGGCCAAGAAGCCGGGCGAGGACGACAUCAACCAGGCGCGGGAACAAAUCUUCCGCGACAGCAUGUUCGGCAACACGCUGAACGAGGUGAUGGUCCUACAAAAGGACAAGUUCCCCGACCGGCAGCUGCCCUGGAUCCAAACUACGCUUUCGGAGCAGGUUCUCCUGCUGAACGGAAAACAAACCGAGGGAAUCUUCCGCGUGCCAGCCGAUGUCGACGAGGUCAACCUGCUGAAGAACCGGAUAGAUCGGUGGGAGUUUCCGGAAAAUAAGGGAACCAUGGAUGCUCACGCCCCUGCCAGUUUGCUGAAGCUGUGGUACCGAGAGCUGUACGAUCCGCUAAUCCCGGACGAACUGUACGACGAUUGCGUGGCCACCGAGGACCCGGCGGAGGCCGCCGCCAUCGUGGAAAAGUUACCAAAGAUAAACCGUUUGGUCCUAACCUAUCUCGUGCACUUCCUGCAGCAGUUUUCGCUGCCGGACGUGGUCGCCAACACCAAGAUGGACUCGUCCAACCUGGCGAUGGUGUUUGCGCCGAACCUGCUGCGCUGCCAGUCCCAGGACCCGAAGGUGAUCCUCGAGAACGCCCGCAAGGAGAUGACGUUCAUGAGGACGCUGAUUCAGCACAUGGACACCGCCAGUGUGGCGCACAUGGUUUGAUUUGGUUUGACCCGUGCCAGAAUUUUGUUUUUUGUUUGUUUUCGUUUUUUUUGUGUUCCAGAUGUCAUUUUAACCAAGUGUACAUUUUUGUAAUGUAUUUUCUGACAGUCGAGAUAAACGUGUUUAUUUUACCAAACUGAGGGGGCACUAAUUCCAUAGCUAGCUCACUGUUGGCAGAUGUCGAACUCUCCACCAAACUGAACGAAUUUAUUCAUCGAUCUCACUAGGAAAAUACUCUACUUUUGAAAAAGGAAAGCUAUUUUCUUUUAGUCUGCAGAGAAUGCACAAGAUUUCAUGUUUUUUCAACAUUUUUUUUAUAUCGACUACCGAUUCGACAUCUAUUCUAAGUCGUUUGACAAUAGCAAGGUGUGGAAUUGGUAACCUUUCGCAAGACAAGUUUUUCAAGAAAGGAUUUCAGUUUAAGUUACCCCUUGAAAAUGCAAUAUACAAUACUGCUUUUCCCCCUUUAAUUGAUCAAAAUCAAACCCCGAAUCGAUUUCUCUUCUCGUGCAAUUAGACAAAACAAAAGAAGAACCAGAAAUAACACACAUUACUACUAUUAAAAAGAAAACUUAAUUAAAGGCAACAAACCACAAAUAAGGCGAAACCAUCGCGAGAUAGACUAACUUUAACCAAAAGAAACAACAAAACAAAUCAGAACCCCGUAGGAGCUGCAUAAAAUUCAUUCCUGUGAAACUAAAAUCAAAUAUAAAAGCCCGCUUCUUUUUGACGAAAAACAACUCUAUCAGACAAGAGGAGCUUUCCUAAUCUCUCUGCCUGCAGCGAAUAUUAUCAAAUAAAAAACGAAUAUUACUCUCAAUAGCCUGAAACCCGAAUUCUUCAAACUUUCCCGGUUGAUUUCAGUUGAAACUUUCUCCAUUCCCUGUACCGAAUCCAGUUUUAUCCUGAUUGAUUUGUUGUAGUUUCUGUUUUACCCAACCCUAGUUAUAGUCAUCGUUGUAUAAAGGUUAUUUAAUUCAAACAAAAGAGAGAAACACGUUUUUUUUUUUCAGAAAACCACGUGAACGAGAGAGGAAACCAUACCAAAAUUGAGUUAGCAUAAAUCUAGUUUGUUUAUUACUAUUUUAAUUCGAAUUCGCGCGAUAAGAAGCGCGACAAAUAAUUCCUAACAAACAAGGCAAACUUCUACUACUUAACUAAACUCUACACAACGCUACUACGGUCACGCAUCGAUCGGUCUCGAAACAAUAGAAGAGGGGUACGAAUCUCCGGCUCCUGAAACACUCUUCCCCCAUCUUUACUCUAUUGAUGUGGCCGCAAAACAAUAAUGUUUUCCCCCCAGGAAACAGUUGGUUUCUAUUGUGAUGAAGGGGUGGGACAAGCUUACACUCAAACUGCAACUGUUUAGCGAAAAUGAGAAACAAACAAAACAAAAUCAUAUAUAUUUGACAAGAUUAACAAUCAACUGCAACAGCAAAAAAAAAAAAAGUUAAAAAAGUGACACGCGAGAGUAGUGUGAGUUUUGGGGGUCGUCGACAACCAGUUAUUAUCAUUACAGAAAAUUUCGCUUAGAAAGUUUUGCCGACUCGAUCGCAUCAAGUGGGAGAGAAUAAUGAAGAAAUAAAAAAAAAAAGCAAGAUUCGAGUCAACAGCAGCAGCAGCAGCGCAGCAACAAUAAAACAAUAUUUAAACAUUAGCAAUGAGAGAACAAAGAUAUGUGGGAGGAGGCGUAAAUUAUUAUUAUAAUCUGAGAUAAUAUAAAUUAUAUGAGAAUGCAAA
Molecule: messenger RNA, 6247 nt
Organism: Culex quinquefasciatus (southern house mosquito)
Lineage: Eukaryota; Metazoa; Arthropoda; Insecta; Diptera; Culicidae
Gene: RhoGAP93B
Product: rho GTPase-activating protein 39
Exons: 11
Coding region: 503-4507 (1334 amino acids)
Biological process (GO): signal transduction
Cellular component (GO): cytoplasm; cytoskeleton
Molecular function (GO): GTPase activator activity; protein binding
Source: RefSeq, a predicted model, not a curated record